AUGUAUGUGAAAUGGUUUGAUACAGUAAUGUAAUACUAUCAGAUUUUAGUGUAUUGAGUGAAUGUCAAAUUUUUAUAUUUUUUAAAUUCCCGCCGGUUCCACUACCCGUAUGUAAUGACGCUCGCAGGAAACGGAACCCGGAAGACGGAUGCCGGCAUCGGCCAGAGGACAUGGCUGGGGACACUGCAGGCGGGACAUCGCAGGACCGCAGGAAAAGGUAAGUGAAGAACACAUGCCGGAGCAGCGCCGCAUGGUAUUCCCGAGUGUAGCUCGGGGUUACCGCUCUUGGUACUGAAAUGUUACCCCGAGCUACACUCGGGAAUACCGCCAGGGAGGUUAAU
Molecule: messenger RNA, 341 nt
Organism: Staurois parvus
Lineage: Eukaryota; Metazoa; Chordata; Amphibia; Anura; Ranidae
Source: the annotation of a GenBank genome assembly